Messenger RNA from Pseudo-nitzschia multistriata, 1775 nucleotides. NCBI's taxonomy places the organism in Eukaryota, Bacillariophyta, Bacillariophyceae, Bacillariales, Bacillariaceae. The record is from the annotation of a GenBank genome assembly.
GCGCUUUUCGUUUUCCAAACGUUCUUCUCGACUGGUCACUUGUACAAUACCGUACCCGUACGGUGCAUGCCGGAACACAAAAGCAAACCAGGAACUUUUGUCCCGUGGCACCAAAGACAACCAACGAUCCUAGACCGGGAACGAACACACCGAGAAGGAAACGAAGGAAAGCUGCCGAGCCGACUUUCUCCCGGAAGAAACCACCAACGCCUCCUGCCUAACCAGCUACCGUAGAAUUUUUCGGGUUCCGAAUCCAUCCGACCGAACAAAUCCAUCCAAUUGGAAUCCUCGUCCGCAUCCGCAUCCUCAUCCGCAUCCGAAUCCGACCAUGGUUUCCGGCGGAAGCAGCGUGGCCAGCCACCAGAGCUACUCGAGCGCCAGCACCACCGGGACCGGCCUCCGGUCCGCCUUUCGCGAAAAGGUGGGGAUCAUGCAGGCCUGGAAGCCCGGGAGCGUCCCGUCGAACCGCGACAAGCUCGAGCUCUACGCCUACCACAAGGUGGCCGUCAGCGGGGACGCCCCCCCGUCGAUCCCCUCCUCGGCCAGCGCCGCCGACCGGGCCAAGUACAACGCCUGGCGGAGCAAGAGCGGCAAGACCAGGGAGGAGUCCAUGCGGCUCUAUCUGCAGGAGGCCGACCGCCAGCUGAGGGUCUACGGAUCGGCGGGGGCGCCGAUCCCCCACACCAGCGGCAACGCCAGCGGCAGCCAGAGCGGGGGCACCCCGCCCAACGGGGCCACCCGGACCCCCCAGACCACCCCGGCGGGAAGCAGAGGAGCGGGCAGCGCCCUGCCCUCGUCCCCGACCCCCAGGGGCCUCGCGGCGAUUCCCCUCCUGUGCGCCGCCGCCGCCGAGUCCCGGGAGGCCUACCUGCGGCGGCUCUCGCAGACCUCGGUCGAGACGGCCUGGUGGAUCCGCCAGGAGCCCCUCUGCGCUCCCGUGGGGGACCUCGCGGCCCUCCCGGAGUCGGCCCUCCUGGCGGUGGCCCGCUUCCUGGAGCACGUCACGCUGACGACGCCCUGCCGCAACCUGGUGGCCUCCUUUUGCUGGCCCCUGCACAAGUCCUUCCUGGUGCUCUGGAUGCUCGUCAUUCUGUACGUGACGGUCCUCGGGAGCUCCCGGAACAUUCUGGCGAUCCUGGUGUGGGGGAGCCGCCGGACGGGCCUCUCGCUCCACAGGGAGUGGGGCGAGAUCCUCCCGAUGGCGGCGCAGAGCGUCUCGGUCAUGUGCGAGCCGCACCAGCCGCUGACGGGACGGCUGGUCGGCCUGGUCCUCCUGCCCGGUUCGUCCUCGGUGGGACUCCUGGACAAGACGGGCCUGGCCGACACCAGCCCGGCCCUGGCGGCCCUCUCGAUGGUGGCCUUUCUGGCCGCGACCUGGUGGUACUGGCUGCUGGUGGUCCCGUGGCUCGCGGGCCUGCUGCUGGGGACGGCCUUUUGCAUCGGCUCGUGCUUUGUCCUGAUCGAGGUUGCGGGCGUGUGAGGCGGGCACAACGAAGACAAGACAAGAUGCCACAACAGACAAGACGCCACAACACAACACAACACACACAAGACAAAAACACACACCACACAACACAACACAAAACACACACACCACACCACCGGGUCCGAAAGCAGGCAGCGAGAGUGAGGUGCUGCGCCGGAGCCGUUUUCGGCGACACCCACGACGCAGAAUAGUUUGACGGCUUUGGUUCGUUUUCAAUUAGGGUACUCGUAGUUUAGUGCAUUGCUUAUGUUGCCGUCCUUUUUUCCUUAGCUACGCUAUGCAUAUGCAU